AUGCCCCCACCAGAAGAUAAGGAAAACGCGUUUUGGUCGACUUCCAACGCGCCUGUUACGCCAAGGCAUCUCACGAGCAGGUCUCAGUCGUUUCUCAAGAAUGUCAAAAAAUCGCCAAAAGAGCGUACCGGGAUGACCAGGCGACCACUUGCAAGCAAGGACAAUAACAGGACGACUGGAUUGGCUGGUCAGAAAGAUUUGCAAGCUCACAGGAAAAGAACGAGGCCAAUAGUCAACCAUGCUGGAAGUUUUAUCGGGCACGCCGGGAGGCCGGGCCAAGUACCGACUUUAAACCCUUCGGGCGCCCCUCGCAUUAAAAGCCUGGUUUUGAAAGACUCGUCAGGCUCUCGGGAUCUGGGAGACCCAAGUGGCGAGUCUGAUGAAGCCGAGUAUGAAGAUGACAGCAACCCCUUAGCUGCCAAACUGCGCGGCAAGCUUGCAGCCCGUAGCGAGGCGGCCAACAGUCAUGGGCAAGUUUGUCGCCCUGAUUCGGACGAAGAGCAAACGGGACUGUUAAGCCGACUCUCCGGCGGCGCCGGGAUUCAAAGUCUACUACAUGAGAAUUCGAAUCUAUUCCCAUUGCAAGAGGGCUUGGAAAGUGAAGGCAGCGACCGCGAGGUCGAAACUAUACCGCCCAGGCCGGAACCGCUGCCUUCAAUUCCGAGCGGCUAUACUCCAUUCACAGAUGAGGAUAUAGCCAAACUACGGUCGCCAGCGGCUUUAAACCUCCGGCUCAACCUAGGCGACGAUGACGAGGACGUUGAGGACACCCACAGUAUAAGCAAAAGUUCUCGCUUGCUCAGUUUAGACCCUAUAAAUGACAGCCCAGACUACCCGGAUGAUGAAGACACACACGAUAACAAGCGAUACCAUGUGCCACAAGCUGACGUAUCGAAAGCACAGGUGCCACUAUAUCGCGAGGCAGAGGCAUUUCAAAUAGAGCCAUCUUAUUCGGGCCAUGGUUUAACGGCGGAAGAACUCGAGUCACUGUUGGAAUAG
Molecule: messenger RNA, 999 nt
Organism: Lachancea dasiensis
Lineage: Eukaryota; Fungi; Ascomycota; Saccharomycetes; Saccharomycetales; Saccharomycetaceae
Source: the annotation of a GenBank genome assembly